Messenger RNA from Astyanax mexicanus (Mexican tetra), 1831 nucleotides. It is a transcript of the gene faxdc2, whose product is annotated as fatty acid hydroxylase domain containing 2. Gene Ontology annotation, biological process: sterol biosynthetic process. The coding region runs from base 8 to 1144 and encodes 378 amino acids. NCBI's taxonomy places the organism in Eukaryota, Metazoa, Chordata, Actinopteri, Characiformes, Acestrorhamphidae. The record is from RefSeq and is a predicted model, not a curated record. The transcript has 9 exons. Gene Ontology annotation, molecular function: iron ion binding; C-4 methylsterol oxidase activity.
CAGUCAGAUGCGGCGCAUGGCGCAGAUAAACUCGGUAAACAAACAGCAGCAGAGACGCGGCAGCAGGAGAGCGGAGCAGCUAGACGGUUACCUAAAGCACGGAGAGGAGCGAGAACAGACCGGUCUACAGGAAAUGGAGGGUCCAUCCAGCUCACAGCAGCGCCACCACAGGACCAGACCACAGGAAAGCAGUGGUGGAUUAUGGGAUUCUGUGAAAAAGGCUGCUUUUGUCAUCGGAUCAGGACUGUUCUUCCUCGUAGCUUUCCGGAAUUCCGUAACAUGGCACCUGCAGAGGUUUUGGGGAGCGUCUGGGGAUUUCUGGCAGACUCAGUGGACGAAGGUUUACACCGCUUUUAAUGGAAAUGAAGUAGCCUUGUUCUUUGUUGGUACCAUGCUGGUUCCUACUUUCUUCUUCUGGCUGUUUAACGCCUUCCUGAUGCUGGUUGAUGUAACAGGAAAGCCCAACUUCAUCACGCGCUACAGGAUCCAGACCGACAAGAACAACCCGGUGGACCAGGAGAAGCUGCGGCACGCAGUGAAGACGGUUCUGUUUAAUCAGCUCUUCCUGUCCAUGCCACUGGUGAUUCUGACGUUUGCAGUGAUGCAGUGGCGCGGAGAACCUUGCAGACCAGAGCUGCCCACGUUCCACUGGGUUCUGCUGGAACUGGCUAUCUGUGGCCUGCUGGAGGAAAUCCUGUUCUACUACUCGCACCGGCUCUUCCACCACCCAGCCUUCUACAAGCACAUCCAUAAGAUUCAUCACGAGUGGACGGCUCCAAUCGGAGUGGUGUCUCUUUAUGCUCAUCCAGUCGAGCAUGUGUUCUCCAACAUGCUCCCAGCUCUGAUUGGUCCGGUCCUCCUGGGAUCUCAUCUAGCCACCACCUCCCUGUGGUUCACCAUCGCCCUGCUGGUCACCACCGUCUCGCACUGUGGAUAUCACCUGCCCCUGCUGCCCUCUCCUGAAUUCCAUGACUUUCACCACCUCAAGUUUAAUCAGUGUUAUGGAGUGCUGGGGGUUCUGGACCGGCUCCACGGGACAGACGAUAAGUUCCGUCAGACGAAGGCCUACGAGAGACACACACUCCUGCUGAGCUUCACACCGCUGACUGAGAGCAUCCCCGACCCGACCAAGAAGUCUGAGUGACCAACGCCCAGGAGUUCUACUGGGGUUCUACUGGACCAUACUGGAGCUAGCUCAAUCAACACUAUUAAUACUAUUAACACACAAUCUUACAGAUGAAUACAGUUCAGACAGACAUGGAUUAAUUGAGCCUAAUCCUGAACUAAAACUGCUGUACAUUACCCCUCACACUAUAACUGAAUAUGAUACCAGGUCUAAUCCAUGUACAGGAAAACAGCUGUUUAAGUCUAAAUGCUGCUAAUAUAAUUUUUAAGUAAAUAUGAUCUGAUUUUAGUGAACUGAAUUUCUGUUUUUUUUUUUUAUUCUUAAAUAAAUAAAGCUUUACUGGACUAAAGCCAGAUUUUAUUAUGAUAGUUUAUGAUGAAUCAUUUCAGUCUUAUAUUAGUACAUUUCCCAUUAGGAAUUUGAGUUGAUUAUGAGGACUGGUUAUGAGCACUUUAGAGUGGAGGAUUCUAAUAUUCAGUAUCCAAAUCUGAUCACUUUAUUUGUUUUAUAAUAGGAUUCAUUUUGUCAUAAACAAAAAAAAUGCACUAGUAACCAAUGUUCUGGGUAUUCAAUGUUUUGUUCACCUUAACAUAGUAAGAGAAAUGUUAGUGUAUAAGGUAACUACUAAUGUAAUUGUAAUGUAAUUAAUUGAACUGUAUUUGUGCAUACGUUUUAAAUUAUAUUAAAAAUGUAUAUGGCUAUGUA